Molecule: messenger RNA, 1649 nt
Organism: Oryza brachyantha (malo sina)
Lineage: Eukaryota; Viridiplantae; Streptophyta; Magnoliopsida; Poales; Poaceae
Product: protein MAIN-LIKE 1-like
Biological process (GO): meristem development; meristem maintenance
Source: RefSeq, a predicted model, not a curated record
UUUGCAUACGCAUACCAUGUAACAUUUCAUCUCUUCGUGGAACUAGAUGGAAUACGCAGAGGCAGAACCAACAGACAAAGAUUGCAUUAAGGGAACCCGUGAACUAACCAUAUGCCAGACGACGGAGAAACUCGACACAUGGAAGCUGAAUGAGCAGCAGCAACAAUUGGUCGUUGCAAGUGGACUCGGCAACCUGGUACACACAGUAGGCCUGGUCGUCGAUCGCGCUGUGCUCACGGCAUUCUUCGAGCUGUGGAGCAAAGAAACCAACACCGCACAGUUCUAUGGUUUUGAAAUGGCACCAUCACUCAGGGACACUGCCUACAUAUUGGGGGUUCCGGUGACAGGCCGUGUGGUGACAACCGGAGCUGUGCUCAACAAGUCAGUUGAAGAGCUUUGCUUCCAGUAUUUGGGGCAGGUGCCUGAUUGCAGGGACUGCAGGGGUAGUCAUGUGAAGCUCUCUUGGUUGCAAUCUAGGUUUAGCCGGCUCUCGAAGCGCCCUUCUGAUGAUGAGAUCAUGUAUAGUGCCAGAGCAUAUCUCAUGUUCUUGAUUGGAUCAGCCUUAUUUCCAGAGAGGGAUAGGGGCUAUGUCUCCCCAAAGUAUCUACCGCUCUUGUCAAACUUUGAGAAGGUACAUGAAUAUGCUUGGGGUGCCGCUGCCCUUGCCCAUCUCUACAAGGCUCUCUCCCUUGCAGUGGUAAACAACGAAGAACACAGAAUAAGGUUAUUUGGCAGCACAGCUUUGCUCAUGGCCUGGACAUAUGAGUAUAUUCCGGCAAUGCGCCCCGACAUGGAUGAUGCUCCCGCACACAUCUUCCCACGAGUACGCCGGUGGACGGGGAGCAAAAUCUCCCAACCAACAAGGGAAGCUUCAGACAUCACGAAAGCCUUCGGCCUGCUUCGAGUUUCUGAUGUUGACUGGGAACCUUACAAGGGUGUUGACCCUGCAUCCAUUCCAAAGCAUUGUGUUGCACCGGAUCAGAUAUGCUUCUCCAGGACAUGGCUGAUCAGCUUCAACCUGAAGGAAAUCUAUGUCCCGGACCGGUACGCUCGACAGUUUGGGCAGGAACAGCAUCAUCCACUCAACGACGUUCCUGCAUUCCAGCGGCAUCAGUGGACCCCGUCAGUGGACUGGAGCCUGAUGUACGCUUCGGAAAUCGAACGGUUCCAGCAGCUGAUCAACGAUGCAGAUGGUGACCCUAUUCAUACAGCGAUGCCUGCUGCCGCCGCCGACGAUGUAUUCACGCCGGCGACCAUCGCACGGGCCUCCCUUGGGCUCAGCCUGAUCACCGUGGUGGAGGGCGUCAGGCCGCCGCCGCCUCGUGGCCCGGAGGAUGCGGAGAUUGCGAGCGGCGACGACGACGACGACGCCGUGCCGCCGGUGCUGUCUGAUGAGCAGUGGGAACAGGAGGAGGAGGGGUGGGCGGAGCGCAAGCGGCGGCGGCGGCGGCGGGAGGGGGAGGAGACGGAGGGACCAAGGCGCGGGUGCGAGCUGCGGUAGCCCAUCAUCUGACUAAUUAGCGUGUCGUUCAUUCCAUAUUAUAAAAUAUUUUACUUCUAAAUUUAUCCAUAAAUUAAACAAAUAUUUGUCUAGAUUUGUCCGUAUAUACCAUUUAAACAUAACGAAAUACUAUCUCCGUUCCUAAAUA